Molecule: messenger RNA, 1164 nt
Organism: Momordica charantia (bitter melon)
Lineage: Eukaryota; Viridiplantae; Streptophyta; Magnoliopsida; Cucurbitales; Cucurbitaceae
Product: RAP release 2, galactose-binding-like domain protein, putative (DUF1997)
Source: RefSeq, a predicted model, not a curated record
UCGAAAAUCGCUGCGCCAGUGGCAGUGGGCAGUGGCCAUUGUCUUAUCCGUCUCUCCCGCAGGUCUCUGGUUGCUAUCCAUUAGAAAUUACUCUCAGGAAAAACGUCGAACACUUUAAUGGCGUUGAGUUCCUGCUCGCCAGGUUCCAUUCCACUCCCCUACAAAAACCCUAGAAAGUUUGCGCACAGACCAUAUGUUCUCGCUUCUUCUGCGGACGAUUCUUCCAGGCCGUUGCUUCGCACCUCCGCCAAUUCGAAUCCAAAAGCGCGCUUCAUUGCCCGGAGAAGCGAAUCCGCCACCGUUCGGCAGCUGGCGCGGCCUCUAAAUGAGUAUAUGAGCUUGCCGGCUAGUCAGUACUCGGUGUUGGAUGCAGAGAGGAUCGAGCGGGUUGACGAUUGCACCUUUAGGUGCUACGUUUAUAGAUUUAAGUUCUUUGCGUUUGAGGUUUGCCCUGUUUUGAUUGUUCGAGUUGAAGAGCAGCCCAAUGGGUGUUGCAUCAAGCUGCUGUCAUGCAAGCUUGAGGGCUCACCGAUUGUGGCUGCACAGAAUGACAAAUUUGACGCUUAUAUGGUGAACCAGAUUUCUUAUGAUGUCAAUCGAGGCAACUCACCCUUGCAGAAACUCACGUCAGAUACUGUCAUUGAGGUUAACAUCGAGAUUCCUUUCGCCUUCCGUGCAAUUCCCGUACAAGCAAUCGAAUCAGCUGGGACCCAAGUCCUCGAACAAAUAUUGAAGAUCAUGCUUCCUCGCUUCACAACCCAGCUCGUGAAGGAUUAUCAAGCAUGGGCCUCUGGUGAUACAUCAAGGCAACCUCUUGGAACAGGUAAGAUCUGAAACGUGAAUCUAAGAACUUCACCCUGAUGUUCGAUUUUCGAUUUUCGAUUUUCGAAGUCUUCUGUUUCCUUCGACGCUCGCGUAGGACUCGAGAGGCUGCAAGAAUCUGUGUACUAGGAUUCUAGGACCACUCUUUUAGGCUAUUUAUGCUCUUGUUUUCCCAGCCAAGACAGAUUCUUCAAUAGUAGUCAAUUAAUAAAAUUUUUGUUUUUAGCAGGUUGAGUGAGUACAUGUAAAUUUCCUUGAGGUAUUUUACCGCAAGUAUAGUUAAUGUAUGUUAUUUGAAGUCUUGAACUACUACUUAAGAAUAAUUUGGAUUUAUUGCUUGAA